GCAUCAAGCAACAGAGGUCAAAGAGGCGGCAACAAACAAACACAAACAGCGUAACACGACGCAGAGUGGGGGAUAAAUAGCAGGACAGGGCAGUGGCGGUCCAAGUGAGCGAUUUUUCGGCUUGAAAAAGCGCUUUUUCUCUUCGCUUUUUUAUCACGUCCGGGGGAGAUUGUCCCGCUGGACCUGAACGACGAUGCUCGAGGAGACAGGCGGCGACGUCAAGGGACAUUCAUUCACCGGACGCUGCUGGGGCGAGUGCCUAGGCUCGAAAGGCGAGCUGUGUGGCGAAUGUCGAAGGGAGCAGGAACAGGCCGCAGCGCUGGAGAAGCAAGUGGAGUGCUUCGAUUUUGGCGGUCUGGGGCCGCCGCCGCCGUGUCCGACGUUAUGUCGACAGGAGGCGACGGACUUUACAGCAGCGAGAGAGAGGAAACGGGCAGAUUUCUCUGGACAGGGGCUUGGUCAACAGACUCAGCUCAGUGUGUCCAGAGUAAACAGGAGGUUGCCCACGCCAGUCGCGGACCAUUGUUCGUUGAUGAUGUAAGCAGUGAAGAUGUGGAGAGUAGUGGGAGUAUAGUAUUUGGCGAAAGGCUCGGGGAGGAGCAACUGAGUGUUAAGUUAGCGACUGACUGGCGGCUUCCAUGGCAUGAAAUGAAAUAAGCUCGCCAAGCAACUCAAACGUCAUCUUGAUACUACGUAGUAGUAGACAUGGCGGGUGUACAUCGAGAUGC
This is a messenger RNA of Phytophthora infestans T30-4, 728 nucleotides long. RefSeq lists its product as uncharacterized. Lineage: Eukaryota; Oomycota; Peronosporomycetes; Peronosporales; Peronosporaceae. Bases 194 to 541 code for a protein of 115 amino acids. The transcript has a single exon. The record is from RefSeq and is a predicted model, not a curated record.